Messenger RNA from Scleropages formosus (Asian bonytongue), 1167 nucleotides. Its product is annotated as extracellular matrix protein FRAS1-like. Bases 1 to 1167 code for a protein of 388 amino acids. Gene Ontology annotation, cellular component: plasma membrane. The record is from RefSeq and is a predicted model, not a curated record. The transcript is spliced from 8 exons. Lineage: Eukaryota; Metazoa; Chordata; Actinopteri; Osteoglossiformes; Osteoglossidae. Gene Ontology annotation, molecular function: protein binding.
AUGAAUGGCGAGGUGUGGAGACCCACCAUCUGCACCAAAUGUGCGUGCACCACAGGAGCAGUCCGGUGCUUCACUGUUGAGUGCCAGCCCAUCUCCUGCCAGCCGCAUAAGAACUUGGAGAUCCAUCCUGGAGCAUGCUGCCCUCUCUGUGUGCCAAGUACCUGUCAAAUGGCUGGAAGGGAGUACAAGCAUGGAGAACAGUGGCAGGGGAACGACAACAUCACCUGCAUGUGUGAUAAAGGUCAAGUGAUCUGUCAGACAUGGAUCAGCCUCCCUAGCGCUGACAGUAAGAACCAGACCGUGGACAGGCAUGUGGGCCAGGGUUUGCAAAAUACUUCCUCCAAAGUGCCAUGCAUCCAGGGCUCAGUGAUGCGUUACCAUGGCGAGGUGUGGAACAGCAAUGGUUGCCAAUUCUGCACCUGUAUGGUUGGGCGAGUGCUGUGCCAGGAGGCCAAGAGAGUCAAUCUGGAGUGCCCACAGGGAGAAGAAACUGUUCACCUGCCAAGGAAGUGCUAUCCGGAAUGCCGGUCCACACACACUGCGUGUGUGCACAGACAACAAGUCAGAAAGAACAUGGAGGAGUGGUGGGAGGGCCCCUGCCACCAAUGUGAGUGUCUGGAUUCCAGGGUGACUUGCUACCACCUUUCCUUUCCCACCUGCCCUUUGGCCUCAUCUGUGGAGGGGAAGUGUUGCCCUGCGCGCCACAAGGGCCACUGUGACCACUGUGCGGACCCCCACGCCAUGCUGCACUAUCGACGCUGCCAACGGAUCUGCCCCCCAGGCUUCUGCCGAAAUGGCAGGGCAUGUACAGCCUACUGGGACUCAUGCGGCACCUGCAACAACAGUUUUGAGUGCACUUCCAACAGACGAUCCCGUUUACAGAGAAACAGACGGUGUGUCCAGGCCUGUGGCAGGGGCUUCUACCACGACCGGACUCAAUGCGAACGUGAGUAUCAUGUAAAUCGGCCCUGCACUUCCACUGCAGAAAAAGUAGUUGGCAAAAUCGAUGGUUACUUCAACAAUCUGAAAUGUAAAAGGGUUGUGGCUGUUGGCUGUAUGGGACCCUCCUCCACUCAACUGGCUGCCUUAAAGCACACUCUGAGCCUUUCGCCCGCUUUCUGCGUUCAAGCAGAUGUACCUGAUGAGGUAAAUCACAUCAAGGUGUAA